AUGGCUUCGCAAAGACGAGUUUUAAAUGGGCAGCUGGCAAGAGACCAAACAAGAAAGAGAAAGAUUGCCAAUAAUAGAUAUGGAAACUCGACUGCUUUAAAUAAUGGAUCAUAUGAUUCAGCUAUAUCUUCAUCUCCGGUCUCAUCUAUAUCUCAAUCAUCGGAUACUUCUGGUGUCAGUUCACGAGAAAGUCCCCAGCCUGUUAAGUAUAGCGCUUCACAAAUUAAACAAGAAAAACUAUUCGAAAAUGGGGUUGACAUUGAUGACACAGAUUUGAAUUUACAGUCCACACCUGUUUUAUGUGACGGGGGUAUAUCAACACCGCCUAGAUAUCCUCCGAAAAGACAAAAGUUAAAUGAAUAUACCACCACCUCUGGUCCAACAAGAUCAACAUUCAAUUCUAAUUUUCAAUUACCAAAUGACAUUUUGAAGAACUUGACUCCAGUAAGCAACACAACCGUAUCACGCGAUAAUUCAAUACCCACUUUACGUAAACAGGAAAUCUUGCAGAAUAUUCAAAUCAAGUUACUGGAGAAAUCAAGUAGAAUAUCUCGGAAAUUACUGGACCUUCAUAGAAAACGACAAUUGAACCAAGAAUUAAGGUUGAAAAAAUUGAAUGAUGAAUUACAGCUGGCUAAUAUUAGACGUAAUCAAUACUUGAAUAUGGUUAGACAGCGAGCUGCAAAAUUCUAUCGAGAUGUUGGUGAUACCGAUAACAGGGGUGCUAGAAUCAUCAUUCAGAAAUCACAAAGAACAAAUAUCAUGUCUAUUGGGGGUUCCACUAAUCGGAACCAUCGCUAUAUGCCUAAAUCGUUUGAUAUUAAUUUAUUUGUCCCUUUACAAAAGUUGGUACAAAGAUUUUUAUUUCACAAGUAUGUAAAGUUGAUUGCAAACUCACAAUUCUUGGAUAACUUUCAAAUAUAUUCAUUUAAUCGAGUAUUAAAAUUUUCCAAUAGUGAUAAUGAUUUAAAAACUGGGAUUCAUUUUAUAUUGAAAUAUUUACGAGUGCCUCAUUUGUUGGGAUCGGAAUACAAGUCAUUUUUUUAUUGUUUUAUAAUGAUUGCCGAUUUCAAUUCUUGUAUGAAUCACGAUGGUAAUAAUUUGGGGAAUAGUCUAAGUAUCAAUUAUAAUCAUCCGGGGUUUAAUGUAAACACCGAUACAAAAGAUGAAAAAGAGAUGUUUUUUCAUAAUUGUAUUUGGUUGAUUGUUUUCAAAUUUGGUCAGUACUUGGUGGAUGAAUUUAAGACCAUUAUCCAGAAAAAAUCAUUAACGGAACAGUUUUUGAAAUACUGGCAUGAGUAUAAUUUCAUUUUCAAAAUUUUCAAAUGGAAUCAUUACAAUAGCUUGAAAAGCUUGUUAAUUAGUUCGAUAAAUAUAGUUGAUAAACAAAUUAAGGCCUUAUCUCACUUGAAAAAUGAUAUUCUGGUUGCAGAUUUAGAUAAACAACAAUCGAAAUUGAAGGAUGAAUUGUUAUUGUUGAAUAAUUACCAAUUGGAUGAGCUUGAAAAUUUCAACUCCAGCAAUGAGGUAGAAGCAUUUUACAAUUCAAUGAACAAUUUUGUCAAUGAAAUAUAUAGUCAAACGCAAUCUCCAUCAUCGUUGUCACAACAAUCAUUACGUCGAAGCAGUAGUUCGGCAUAUCUUCAGAACAAGUCUAAUUUUAUCUGCUUUAAUAAUCAUAGGUUUUAUAUUCCAAACAUUAUUCCAAUACUGGGCUGGCGAAGUUAUUGGAUGAAGCGGUUUUUCCAAAUCGAAACGGAACAAAGUAAACGUCACCACAAAUUUCCUGUCAAGUUGAAAAGUGGUCUUUUAUAUAACUCCAAUGAUACGUCUCACGGAAAUAAUAGUAGUAAUAUAAAAGUAUCAGAAAUUUUUCAAACUGACGAUAAACCAAAUACCAUCAAACAGAUAUACAAAAAUUUGGUAAACUAUUAUUUGGAUUAUACAAAUUCGUACUAUGAAAUUAAAGAAAAGGAAAUUAUUGUUCUUGUUGAUUGUGAUGACUUUUAUUUGGAAAGUAUGGAUCAUUUGGCCCGCACGUAUAAUGUGAAUGAUGGAGCCAAUGGAAGUUUGAAUGAUAACAAUAUACUAUUGGAUUUGAUUACGAGGUGUUCUACGGAUAUAGGUACUGAGUUUUACGAGGAUUCCUUAAUAGAAUUGAACAAAUUUAUCUAUCAACUAUAUUAUAAAAAGUGUCGAUUCCUAGAUAAUGAAUUUGAACGGUUUAGAGUGUUUGAAAAUUUAUAUAUAUUACUAAAUCAUUGUCAGAAUUGCCCACAUUUGAAAUUUAAUAUUUAUACAUUUAAUUCAAGUUUGAUUUUCCCCAAAUUCUAUAAACAGGUCAUUCUCAAAAAUCAUACUUUGCAACUAUCUCAAACUAAAUCAAUCAUUUCUUCAAGUUUGAAAACUAGUAUUGAAAAAAUAUUAUUCUCAAAUCAUAGUUUGCCGAGCUACAAUUUCUUUAGUGAUAUAUUUAUUAACGAAAUUGUUUCAGGGUGUGUUAGCAAUCAUGAAUUGAGUCACAUUUACGGAGACACUUUUCGAGAGUUACAUUCCAAGCUUGAUCAUUUGGUGAAUGUCAAUUGUUUUGGAAUAAUGUUUGAAUUUUAUCAUAGUGAGAGAUUUCUUGAAAUUGAUAAAAUCUACCAGAAAUUUGAAAACCGUCAUGACUUAAUUACUAACACCAAAUUUGAAAUUUAUUUUGACAAAAAUUUUGAUAGGAUUAAAAGAGUUAUGAAUGAAAAAGUUAAACUGGUAUUAUGCAAAAUAGAUUUCGAUAAUAGUAAGAUAACUCAACUUUUCAAGUACUAUCAGGCUGAAGUGAUACAAUUGAUUGAUAGUAUUAUCAGUUAUGUGACAUACAUAUAUAAAUUAUACAAUCCAAUUUUAAAUUGGAUUUACUAUGAAUUGGGGAGAGAAGAACAAGAUUAG
Molecule: messenger RNA, 2931 nt
Organism: Candida albicans SC5314
Lineage: Eukaryota; Fungi; Ascomycota; Pichiomycetes; Serinales; Debaryomycetaceae
Exons: 1
Coding region: 1-2931 (976 amino acids)
Source: RefSeq, a predicted model, not a curated record